UUUUGUUCUGUUAUUUUAAUAAAUUUAUUUUACAAAUACAAAUAAUGGAUUAGUAUAAACAGUUAUGGGAUCUUUACUCUCUAAAGUUUCAGAUGCUGCUGGAAAUAUCUUUGCCACUAAAUCUGAAACAAAGAAAGAAGAAAAGUCAUCAACACCCGAAGAAAAUAAAAUAAAUGAACCUAGUAAUGAUAAAACAGAAGAAAAUAGUACCAAUAACCCUAUAAAUGAAGAAGUUAAAGAAAAUGGCACACUCCCACGAACAAAUAAUGACUCUGAAGAAAAUACCAAUGGUCAUAGCACUACCUCUAUUGAACUGAGCAAUAAGGACACGUUAAACGCAAGAGAAAACGUUAAAGCACCUACAGGGGAUGUAACAUUUCAAGAAAAUACCCCCUUACAAACAUCUCAACCGCAAGAAAAUGCAUCUGUUCCAAAAAAUAUUUCUUCGCAAGAAAAUCCAAUGGAACAGAAUGUACAUGCAGAUGUGGAUAAAGAAAUUUUUGUGCUAUCAGAAAGGGAACUUAAUGGGAAUACAGGUUUGCCAUCUAUUAAUCUCUCAAAGCAUACACGUGUCUUAAAAGAUACGUGGAAAUUCCAAGACCUAUACCCUAAGAAGGAAGAUGAUCAAAAUUCGGAGUACCAAAGGGGAAGUUCGAGCUAUGUCAGGACCUCUUAUAGACCCCGGGGCAGUAGCACUGGAACAGCUGGUUUAAAACGGACAACGAAUCAUAUGAAGUUCAGUAGGCCUACACACGAUUCCUAUUAUUCAUACAACCAAUCACAUCAUAAUAAAUAUAAUAGAGGCUUUCCUAGAGGGGGUAGGUAUUCAUCGCUUUCUACAAAAACGCUCCUUAAAAAAGUUCAGUUUAAUGAGACUUUAAAAAGUAAAAGUGAAACAUAUAUGCCACAACCUAAUGUUAGUGCAACGAGUGAAACCCAAGAUAACACCUUGUUAUUGAAUGAACGGGAUAUAUUCGAUGACCUUAAACGAUUUCAAAGUCAAACACCUCUAGUAGAAAGCAGGGAAACUAUUAAAAGACCGUAUUAUAAUAUAAAUGAACAAACACAAGCAAAUUAAAUGUUGUUCUUUUGUAUAUUUAUUUGUUUUACACAAAUCUACGUACUGUGU
This is a messenger RNA of Macrosteles quadrilineatus (aster leafhopper), 1129 nucleotides long. RefSeq lists its product as uncharacterized. The transcript is spliced from 2 exons. The coding region runs from base 65 to 1078 and encodes 337 amino acids. NCBI's taxonomy places the organism in Eukaryota, Metazoa, Arthropoda, Insecta, Hemiptera, Cicadellidae. The record is from RefSeq and is a predicted model, not a curated record.